AUGCGUGCGGUGUUCGUGUUUACCGUGUUGUUUUGUGUGGUUGUAAGUUGUAAGGAAGAAUCGGGUAAAGAAGAUUACGGAACUGUUAUUGGGAUUGAUCUGGGCACAACUUAUUCCUGCGUCGGUGUUUUCAAGAGUGGACGUGUUGAAAUUAUCGCAAAUGACCAAGGCAAUCGCAUCACACCUUCAUAUGUCGCGUUUACCUCUGACGGUGAUCGACUUAUUGGUGACGCUGCAAAAAAUCAGUUGACAUCGAAUCCGAGAAAUACUUUGUUUGAUGCCAAGCGACUGAUUGGACGUGAUUUCGACGAUAAGGAUGUGCAGAGUGACAUUAAGCGUUAUCCGUUUAAGGUUAUUAACAAAAACAACAAACCCUACAUGCAGGCUGAGGUCGGUGAUAAUCAAAAGAAGGAUUUCGCCCCUGAGGAGGUAUCCGCCAUGGUACUUGGGAAAAUGAAAGAAAUUGCUGAGGCCUAUUUGGGAACCAAAGUCACCCACGCGGUUGUUACGGUACCCGCUUACUUUAACGACGCUCAACGCCAGGCGACGAAGGAUGCUGGCUCCAUCGCCGGUCUAACCGUACUGAGAAUUAUCAACGAGCCGACAGCCGCAGCCAUUGCCUAUGGUUUGGACAAAAAAGACGACGAAAAGAACAUCCUUGUUGUCGAUCUUGGUGGUGGUACAUUUGAUGUUUCCUUAUUGACGAUUGACAAUGGCGUAUUUGAAGUUGUUGCUACAAGUGGUGAUACCCAUCUUGGUGGGGAGGAUUUCGAUCAACGUCUCAUUGAGUAUUUCAUUAAGUUGUACAAAAAGAAGGAGGGCAAGGACAUCUCCCAGGACCAUCGUGCUGUUCAGAAGCUCAGGCGCGAAGUCGAGAAAGCGAAAAGAACUCUGAGCACUGAACACAGUACUGUUAUUGAAAUCGAUAGCUUCUUCGAAGGCAAAGAUUUUUCGGAGACAUUGACCAGAGCACGCUUUGAAGAACUGAACAACGACCUCUUCCGAAGCACUCUCAAACCGGUCGAGAAGGUAAUGUCGGAUUCUGGUCUUAAAAAGGAAGACAUUGAUGAUAUUGUCCUGGUCGGUGGAUCAACGAGAAUUCCCAAGAUUCAGCAACUUGUCAAAGAAUAUUUCAAUGGUAAGGAGCCAAGUAGAGGUAUCAACCCGGACGAAGCUGUUGCUUAUGGUGCCGCUGUACAAGCUGGUGUUAUCAGUGGUGUUGAAGACACUGGCGACAUCGUCCUUCUUGAUGUUUGUCCGCUUACAUUGGGUAUCGAAACCGUCGGAGGCGUAAUGACGAAACUCAUCCCAAGAAAUACUGUUAUUCCUACCAAAAAGUCGCAGGUGUUUUCAACUGCAGCUGACAAUCAACCCACCGUCACCAUUCAGGUGUACGAGGGUGAGCGUCCAAUGACAAAGGACAAUCAUUUCUUGGGCAAGUUUGACCUUACGGGUAUCCCACCUGCUCCGCGCGGUGUUCCUCAGAUUGAGGUCACCUUUGAGAUCGACGUGAAUGGUAUCCUUCGUGUGUCUGCUGAAGACAAAGGUACAGGGAAAAAGAACAAAAUUGUUAUCAACAAGGAGACCAACCGUCUUAGCCCUGAGGAAAUUGAACGCAUGAUUCAUGAUGCAGAGAAGUUCUCUGACCAGGACAAGCAAGUUAAAGAGCGAGUGGAAGCCCGAAAUGAACUUGAAAGUUUUGCAUAUUCUGUCAAAAACCAGGUUAAGGACAAGGAAAGUGUGGGAGGAAAACUUGGUGACGAAGAAGUCAAGAUCAUCGAGGGUGCAGCGGACGAAGCAAUCCAAUGGAUGGAGAACAACCCGCAAGCUGAAGUCAGCGAAUACAAAGAACAGAAGAAGAAGAUCGAAGAAGUUGUACAACCUAUUAUUAGAAAGUUGUACGAGCAAAGCGGCGCUCCCCCACCCCCACCAGGCGAUAGCACUCCGAAAGAGGAGCUGUAG
Mesocestoides corti is the source of this 1962-nucleotide messenger RNA. Lineage: Eukaryota; Metazoa; Platyhelminthes; Cestoda; Cyclophyllidea; Mesocestoididae. The record is from the annotation of a GenBank genome assembly.